Messenger RNA from Pseudopipra pipra, 1432 nucleotides. Its product is annotated as zinc finger protein 16-like. Lineage: Eukaryota; Metazoa; Chordata; Aves; Passeriformes; Pipridae. The record is from RefSeq and is a predicted model, not a curated record. The transcript has 2 exons. Bases 1 to 954 code for a protein of 317 amino acids.
AUGGACACAGGAUGCCCGCCUCCCAGCAGAGAGAAGACCCUCAGAUGCUUGGAAUGUGGGAAGAGCUUCAAGAACAGCUCCCACCUGAUCCGACACCAGCAGAUCCACACUGGGGCACGUCCCUACACGUGUGGGGGAUGUGGGAAGAGCUUCAACCAGAGCUCCCACCUAUUCAAACACCAGUGCGUCCACACUGGGGAAUGGCCCUACAAAUGUGGGGAAUGUGGGAAGAGCUUCAGUGACAGCUUCAGCCUGAUCCGACACCUGCACAUCCACACUGGGGAACGGCCCUACACGUGUGGGGAAUGUGGGAAGAGCUUCAGGGACAGCUGCAGCCUGAUCCGACACCUGCACAUCCACACUGGGGAACGGCCCUACACGUGUGGGGAAUGUGGGAAGAGCUUCAGGGACAGCUGCAGCCUGAUCCGACACCUGCACAUCCACACUGGGGAACGGCCCUACACGUGUGGGGAAUGUGGGAAGAGCUUCAGGGACAGCUGCAGCCUCCGCACCCACCAGCUCAUCCACACUAGGGAACAGCCCUACCUCUGUCAGAAAUGUGGGAAGAGCUUUAGGAAGAGCUCCAGCCUGAUCCAACACCAGCACAUCCACACUGGGGAAAGUCCCUACCUCUGUGAGGAAUGUGGGAAGAGCUUUAGGAACAGCUCCAACCUCAUCACCCACAAGCGCAUCCACACUGGUGAACGGCCCUACAAGUGCUUGCAAUGUGGGAAGAGGUUUCAGACCAGCUCAAGUCUCCUCAGACAUGAGCGGACGCACACGGAUGAGAGGCCCUUCCGCUGCACCGACUGCGGGAAGGGCUUCAACCGGAACUCCCACCUCAUCACCCACCGGCGCAUCCACACCGGGGAGAGGCCCUACAAGUGUGGGGAGUGUGGGAAGACCUUCCCCCACAGCUCUACCUUGACCAAACACCAACGGACCCACCAGUAAGGGAAGCCCUACCAGUGCCCCGACUGCGGGAAGAGCUUCGGCCGCUGCUUCCACCCCGAAUGAACCCCCUGAUGGGGAGGCAACCCCUGGAGUCCAGUGACUGUCAGUCCAUCCCUUUCGACCACAAAGGGCCAGUCCCCUUUCCCAGGGGCAGCUUCUUCCAAUAGAACCCUUCUUGGAGGGGUGUGUGGAGAUUCCUGCCUUGGCUGGGGACCCCCCAAGGUCACUGCUGGAGGCUGAGAGCAGAGAUCUCCCCACGAGCGUUGGUCUGGGGGAGUUCCAUCCAUCUCUAAUUGAGAAUUAUUGCUUUUUUGCCAGCUUGAGUAGAAUUGCUUCAACAAUUGCUUUAGUGUAGAGCACUGUCCUGUCUUAUCCUGUACUCUGGUAGUUUUAGUGUUUCUCUUGUGCAGUAAAUAAUUCUGAUGAAGAUCUUUUGUCUGAUCAUUUGGAACCCUAAAUAAAUUCCUUUCUAUCAAUA